Molecule: messenger RNA, 3458 nt
Organism: Callithrix jacchus (white-tufted-ear marmoset)
Lineage: Eukaryota; Metazoa; Chordata; Mammalia; Primates; Cebidae
Source: RefSeq, a predicted model, not a curated record
AGGAACAGUGAGGCUGAGGCUGGGUGGCCUCCGAGCCCAGGGCUUGGGCCCCAUCCUGAUCCUCCAGGACCUAAGGGCAGGAGACAGCAGGCUCAGGCAGCAGGAGGGAGGGUGAGGAGGAGGACGCCUGGACCUGAGCCCAGGGCCCUGGGUGGAAGGUCCUGGUGGGCGGCACGAGGGUGUGGGGUGAGUAGGCCCAGGAGGCUGAGAAAGCAGCUGCUUCGGGACCAGGAGCUUUGAGGUGGUGUGAGGACACCUGGUCCCCACAUGCUUCCUAUCACCAGGGCAUGGGUCCCUUAUCAAGCUGAGACGUCACUGUUUGGUAUCAAAUGCCAAAGUCUAAGUUGGGACCAUCCACAGUGUCCCCGAUGACACCUGAUAGGAGAGGCCCCCAGGUUCCCCAGCUCACGGUCACUUCCGGCCUGAGCCCAGCACCCAGCACCCUCAGCACCCGCCAGGCCUUCCAGUCAAAACCAGCGAGGGAGCCGGGGAGCCAGGGCCCCUCAGUCGGCCCCGGAACUGGACUGGGCUCGCCUGACGACUACCUGAGCCAGGUCCCCCACCCCACUCUGGAUGCAGUGGACCUAGUGGACAGGACGCUGAGGAACACAGGCCUCUCAUGCCUCAGCCCCUCCUCCAGCCUGUGCCCUGGUGCCCCCAGCUGGCGGAGGGGGGUCUUGGAAAUGGCCAUACUCAAUUCCACCCCCACAGGGACCUCUAGUUCUGCUCCAGUCUUGCAGGAGGGUGACACAGACCCCUGGGCCCUCCCUCAGCUGAAGGACACCAGCCAGCCCUGGAAAGAGCUCCCAAUAGCCAGCAGGCUGCGUCUCGUCGCUGGCAACCUCCUCAAGGCCUGCGGGCUCCUCGGAUGCCUGUACCUGUUCAUCUGCUCCCUGGACGUCCUCAGCUCUGCCUUCCAGCUGCUGGGCAGCAGACUGGCCGGAGACAUCUUUAGGGACAACGUGGUGCUGUCCAACCCUGUGGCUGGACUGGUCAUUGGUGUGCUGGUCACAGCCCUGGUGCAGAGCUCAAGCACGUCCUCCUCCAUCGUGGUCAGCAUGGUGGCCGCUAAGCUGCUGACUGUCCGGGCGUCCGUGCCCAUCAUCAUGGGUGUCAACGUAGGCACAUCCAUCACCAGCACCCUGGUCUCAAUGGCGCAGUCAGGGGACCGGGAUGAAUUUCAGAGGGCCUUCAGCGGCUCGGCGGUGCACGGCAUCUUCAACUGGCUCACCGUGCUGGUCAUGCUGCCGCUGGAGACUGCCACAGCCCUGCUGGAGAGGGUCAGCGAGCUGGCCGUGGGUGCCGCCAGCCUGGAGCCCGGGGCACAGGCACCCGACAUCCUCAAGGUGCUGACCAAGCCACUCACACACCUCAUCGUGCAGCUGGACUCUGACGUGAUCAUGGGCAGUGCCACGGGCAACGCCACCACCAGCAGCCUCAUUAAGCAGUGGUGCAGCUCCACCGGGCAGCCAACCAAGGGGAACAGCAGCGACUGUGGAGACUCUGGUCCCUGCAAGGAGAGGAACGGCACAGCCCCAGCAGACAGGUUGCCCUGCCACCACCUGUUUGUGGGCACGGAGCUCACGGACCUGGCCGUGGGCUUCAUCCUGCUGGCCGGCUCCCUGCUGGUGCUCUGCAGCUGCCUGGUCCUCAUUGUCAAGCUGCUCAACUCUGUGCUGCAUGGCCGCGUGGCCCAGGCCGUGAAGACCAUCAUCAACGCGGACUUCCCCUUCCCUCUGGGCUGGCUCAGCGGCUACCUGGCCCUCCUUGUGGGCGCCGGCCUGACCUUUGCACUGCAGAGCAGCAGCGUCUUCACAGCAGCCAUCGUGCCCCUCAUGGGAGUUGGGGUGAUCAGCCUGGACCGGGCGUACCCCCUGUUACUGGGCUCCAACAUCGGCACCACCACCACAGCCCUGCUGGCCGCCCUGGCCAGCCCCGCAGACAGAAUAUUCAGCGCCCUGCAGGUACUGUCCACCCGCCCACUGCCAGAGCCUGCCAAGCUCCCUCUCAGCCAGGCAUCUCCCAAGCUCCACGCCCCCAGGCAGGCUGUGCCCCCACCCUCCCAGACCCCUUCCCUGGUGGGGCCCCUGCCCUCCUGGACCCCCAGGCUGGCUGUGCCCCCACUCUCCCAAACUUCUUCCCUGGCCAUGCCCCACCCUCCUGGACCCCUUCCCCGGCCAUGCUCCACCCUCCCAGACCCCUUCCCCGGCCAUGCCCCUGCCCUCCCGGAAACCCCGGGCUGGCCGCGCCCCUGCCCUCCUGGCCGCCAGCCUCAGCCCUAUUGCUCAGCCUCCUUGGACCCCGCCCUGCACAUAUCUCUUGCCCACUCUGCAUCUCCUCACUUGAGACCUCCUCAUUUUCACAUUUUCUCAGCUCUCUGCUGUGCCCCUGGAGGCCUACCCCCGAGGCCUCAGGGGACUCCAAGCCCCUCUAUUCCAGCACCCUCAGAUGCCUCUCCCCCAAUUCCUGCUCCCUCGAGGAGCAGCCACUCACCCCCUGCAGGUCCCCAUCUAGACGACCCUCCCACCCCCCAUCCCACAUCUGCAAAGGCCAAGUCACACCUGUGCUGGGCCCUGCCUUGCCGCUGUCCCAGCUGUGACUCUGCCUCCAGGACACCUCCCCAGUCUGAGCCCCCAGCUCUGUGCCCCACCCCCAGGCUCACUCAGUCCAGCUAGUUCUCCCGCUAAAACACCCCCUUUUUGGCCGGCCUGCUGCCCGGAAGCCCAACAGGCUCAGCUCCUGCAGUCCCAGGCUACGCUGGGCCUCAGACAGGAAGAGACCAGCACAGCAGCCCCAGAUCCCACCCUAGGCCUUGGCUCUUCCCUGUCUGUCCACUCAGACCCUCCCAGUGCAAGGUCCUCCACCCGCUCCAGGAAGUCCUCCAGACUGCACCUGUGUGUGCAUCCUUGCAGUCUAACAGCCUCUGGAGGGCUGUGUGUUCUCCCUUCUGUGGCCCUGCACCUCCUCCCUCUAGGGCCUGAGGGCUAAAGAGAAGGGGUCUCCUGGCACGAGGCACAGGCAGAGCCAAGUCAGAGGGUGCCUCCCCCACGGGGUCCCCCUUAGGGCAGCAGUAAUGUGGUUGGCGCCCGGGGUGCUGGGCUGGGCUGGGCUGCAGCUCCCAGGCUUGCAGAGAGGUAUGUGGGAGGAGCGUGUCCACCUCUGGCUGCAGUCCACUCCCCAGACGGCCAUCUCAGCCGUGGAGCAGAAUAAACUUCGGACUUGGUGUCCCUUCUGCAGGGCAGAGUAGGGCAGGGGUCCUGAGCCCUUGGUGACCCCACCUCAUCGGGCCCAGGACCCUGACAGCCCCCUUGCCCCCAGGUCGCCCUCAUCCACUUCUUUUUCAACCUGGCCGGCAUCCUGCUGUGGUAUCUGGUGCCUGCGCUGCGGCUGCCCAUCAUGCUGGCCAGGCACUUUGGGGCAGUGACCGCCCGUUACCGCUGGGUGGCUGGGGCCUACCU